UUAUAUUUGGGUUCUGCCUACUGAGCCGGGAGUCUGGGAACUACAACUCCCAGAGUGCUGAGCGGAUGCACGCUCUGCUUUUAGGUGUAAGCCGCAAACAUCUUGGACCCCGGGAGAAUCCGCGUUGAAGCACAGAGCAUUUAGCUCCUCUGUCAGAAUGAAUGGGGACCAGAAACUGGAUGUUCAUAACCAAGAAAAGCAGAAUUUCAUCCAGCACUUCUCCCAGAUUGUCAAGGUGCUGACUGAGGAUGAACUGGGACACCCAGAGAAGGGAGAUGCUAUUACCCGGAUCAAAGAGGUCCUGGAGUACAACACUGUAGGAGGCAAGUACAAUCGGGGUCUGACGGUGGUACAGACCUUCCAGGAACUGGUGGAACCAAGGAAACAGGAUGCUGAGAGCCUACAGCGGGCCCUGACGGUGGGCUGGUGUGUAGAACUGCUCCAGGCUUUCUUCCUCGUGUUAGAUGACAUCAUGGACUCUUCCCACACUCGCCGGGGGCAGAUCUGCUGGUAUCAGAAGCCGGGCAUAGGCUUGGAUGCCAUCAACGAUGCUCUGCUUCUGGAAGCCGCUAUCUACCGCCUGCUUAAGUUCUACUGCAGGGAGCAGCCCUACUACCUCAACCUGCUGGAGCUCUUUCUACAGAGUUCCUAUCAGACUGAGAUCGGGCAGACUCUCGACCUCAUCACAGCACCCCAGGGCCAAGUGGAUCUUGGUAGAUACACUGAAAAGAGGUACAAAUCUAUCGUCAAGUACAAGACAGCUUUCUACUCUUUCUACCUGCCUAUCGCGGCUGCCAUGUACAUGGCUGGAAUUGAUGGGGAGAAGGAACACGCUAAUGCCCUGAAGAUCCUGCUGGAGAUGGGCGAGUUCUUCCAGAUCCAGGACGACUACCUUGAUCUCUUUGGAGACCCCAGUGUGACCGGAAAGGUCGGCACUGACAUCCAGGACAACAAAUGCAGCUGGCUGGUGGUUCAGUGUCUGCUACGAGCCACUCCUCAGCAGCGCCAGAUCUUAGAGGAGAAUUAUGGGCAGAAGGACCCAGAAAAAGUGGCGCGGGUGAAAGCACUGUACGAGGAGCUGGAUCUGCGGAGUGUGUUCUUCAAGUACGAGGAAGACAGUUACAACCGCCUCAAGAGUCUCAUAGAGCAGUGCUCCGCGCCCCUGCCCCCAUCCAUCUUCCUGGAACUAGCAAACAAGAUCUACAAGCGGAGAAAGUAACCUCGAAUUGUAGAGGCUGCGAGGGAGGGGUCUCAAUAAAUUAUUGUUCAAC
Rattus norvegicus (Norway rat) is the source of this 1271-nucleotide messenger RNA. It is a transcript of the gene Fdps, whose product is annotated as farnesyl diphosphate synthase. The transcript is spliced from 8 exons. Bases 158 to 1219 code for a protein of 353 amino acids. Gene Ontology annotation, cellular component: cytoplasm. Gene Ontology annotation, molecular function: prenyltransferase activity; (2E,6E)-farnesyl diphosphate synthase activity; transferase activity, transferring alkyl or aryl (other than methyl) groups. NCBI's taxonomy places the organism in Eukaryota, Metazoa, Chordata, Mammalia, Rodentia, Muridae. Gene Ontology annotation, biological process: secondary alcohol biosynthetic process; sterol biosynthetic process; terpenoid biosynthetic process. The record is from RefSeq and is marked provisional.